This is a messenger RNA of Sinocyclocheilus anshuiensis, 635 nucleotides long. RefSeq names its product galactose-specific lectin nattectin-like. The transcript is spliced from 6 exons. Bases 37 to 495 code for a protein of 152 amino acids. NCBI's taxonomy places the organism in Eukaryota, Metazoa, Chordata, Actinopteri, Cypriniformes, Cyprinidae. The record is from RefSeq and is a predicted model, not a curated record.
AUUCUGAAAGCAACAAGUUGAAAACCAAGGUUCAUCAUGACAAUGCUAAGAAGUCUGCUGCUUCUUUUCAUUGUGUUCUCCAUGGGGAAUGCAGAUGUUGAUAUAGUUCAAAAAUGCCCUUAUGGAUGGACAAACUUUGGAGUCCGAUGCUACAAGUUCUUCUCUCAGUCAGUUAACUGGAUCACAGCAGAGAGAAACUGUCUAGGUCUGGAUGCAAAUCUCGCAUCUGUGCACAAUAAACUGGAAAACGAUUUUCUGCUGAGUCUGUUGCCUUCUUCUUCCACACUUUGUUGGCUUGGUGUUCAUGAUGGUGAACAAGAAGAACAGUGGAUGUGGAGUGAUGGAACUCCAUAUGACUACACCUACUGGUGCUCUUAUGAGCCUAACAACCGAAAUGUCGAGAACUGUGGAGAGGUCAACUUCUCCGCUAACCGUUGCUGGAAUGAUAUAGCCUGUUCAACCCCAAUGGGCUAUAUUUGUGCUAUAAACCUGUGAGAUCAUUCGCAGUCAUCCUGCUCCACAGUAACUUUGACUGCACUAUAUUUACAUUUUCUGAACUUAUCUUUACAAAACGUUCUCAACUUUAAUCUCUUCUCAAUACUGAAACACUCCUCAAAUCAAUAAAAGCAUUAAAG